GUAGGCUUCAUUCUGGGCUGCCAGUAUAACUCACAGUCACAACUCUCUUUUAUUUCAGCAGGUACUGAACUUUCAGACAACCAACAUGAAGGCUGAAUAAAGAAUGGUUGGAAAUGAAUACCACAAUGAGAAGCACAACAUCUCAUCUCUCCCCCAACCAGGCUCUUCCACAUGUUCUCAUCUGCUCAUGUCUGGUGGUACUUAUUGCAUCCUCAUUUGCACUGAAACCUGCUAUGUUGCCUUUGAUUGGGCGAAAGCCAUUUAUUGCUGCCUGGAAUGCACCUAUAGACCUCUGCACUAGAAAAUACAACAUACAUGUGAACCUGAAAAUGUUCCACAUUAAUGGAAGUCCCAGAGGCACGCUGACUGGGCAAAAGGUUACUAUAUUUUAUGCAAACAGACUGGGAUACUAUCCUUUUUAUAGUGAGCAAGGUUUACCUGUGAAUGGUGGUCUUCCACAGAACUUCAGCUUGCAGCAUCAUCUGAAGAAAGCUGAAGAGGACAUUAAGUUUUACAUUCCAGCUGUAAAUUUCAGCGGGUUGGCCAUUAUAGACUGGGAAUGUUGGAGGCCACAAUGGACAAGAAACUGGCACAAAAAGGAAAUAUACAAAAGGAAAUCCAGAGAACUUGUUUCUAAAACAUACCUUAACAUUUCAGCUGAAGAACUUGAAUACUUAGCCAGGAUAAGCUUUGAAAAAAGUGCAAUGGAAUUCAUGAGAAGGACUCUAGAGCUUGGUAUUAGGAAGCGACCUGGAGUUCUUUGGGGAUACUACCUCUAUCCAGACUGCCAUAAUUACAACAUUCAUGAACUAAACUUCACGGGAUCUUGCCCCAUGUUGGAACGCAUUAGAAAUGAUGAGCUUCUUUGGUUGUGGAACAGCAGUACAGCUCUUUACCCAUCCAUAGCUAUUAAGAAAGUGCAUGCAGAUAGCAUCAAAAACCUGCAUUUCUCCCGCUUCCGUGUCCUGGAAUCUUUAAGGGUUGCUUCAAUGACUUCCAUGGAGUAUGACCUUCCAACAUUUGUCUACACUCGUCUUGGGUAUCGAGAUGAAUCGCUUACUUUUCUUUCUACAAAUGAUAAUAUGUACACAAUAGGAGAGAGUGCAUCCUUGGGGGCUGCUGGCUUUGUCAUCUGGGGAGAUCUUAAUCUAACCUCCUCAAGGUAUAACUGUACCAAAGUCAAGAAGUUCCUGAAUGACAAUCUUGGCUUUUACAUCACCAAUGUGACAAAAGCGGCUGAAGUUUGCAGUGAACAUCUGUGCCAGAAUAAUGGGAGGUGUAUGAGAAAGGACUGGCAGGCACCUCACUAUUUGCACUUGAACCCCAAGAACUACGUGAUACGACCAACAGAAGAUGGGAACUUCAUUGUGAUAGGAAACCCCUCUGUGGAAGAGUUGUCAGAGCUGAGAGACAGAUUUAAAUGUCACUGUUAUCAGGGUUAUGGGGGAGAAACUUGUGACAGACUGCAUAAGCCAGGCACAGCUGAUGGCUGCAGGCUCUCAGUCACUUACUCCCUGCUUUUGUUGUUUUUACUUCUUUACUUUAUUUUAUGAAGACAAUGGCUGAAUGGUGAGAAUAGCCCACCUAGGAGUACAACAGAAGCAAAUCGUGAAUUGAUACCUGUGUUUGACUUUUUAAACAGCUGCAGUGAUUUUAUUGUACAUUUUUACCUCUCUAUACUGAGCCAAAUAUUAUUAGACAGAUGAGUGUGUGUUUAUUUUUUUACAAAGAAAAAAAAAACAGAUAUUAGUAUACCAUAAAAACUGUAAAAAAAUGACCUGGCUGUAUUUUCAUCUGUGAAAUUCUUUCAAUCUCUGUACUCAGUAGCACACUGUCUAAUAAUUCAGAAAGGUACAGUCAAGGAAUCAAAAGGCAACAUCUGACAAAUGUGCAAUAUGUGUGUCUCUGGAGAAAUGGAGCUUUAGACGUCUGGUGUUGACAACCAGGUUGUAUAAAUCUAUAAAGCUGCAGAAGUCAGUGUAAGUGCUCAGUAUUUUUAAACAUUAUACAUUCAAACUAUAUAGUGUACAUCUAUCCAUCCAUUCAUUUGCUUUACCCUCUUAUUCCAUCUAAGUAGUUCUGGAUGACAGAGUGCAUCCUGGUGUCACUAGGCCUAAGUCAUAAUGCAGUUAAUCACAGGGUACACUUAAAUGCAUCUUCAAACUCAGAACAUUUAGGAGGGAUUAAACCAAAUCAUCUUUAAAAUAAACUCACGAGAAUAUGACAAGAAUAUUAAAACUCUAAAGAAAUGGAGUCUGGAGUGCUAAAGCAGAAGCGCUAAGAUGAUUCUCUUCAAAUAUUCCAUGUAAUUAGGAAAGUUACAAACCUAUAAAUGAACUAGAAAUCAUUUUAGGGUGAUUAAACUGUAAAUUAUUUUUUAUGCCUACUCAAUUAUGGUAUGCUGCAAAAUAUUUUACUCUUCAAAAGCACUUAGUGGACAUUAAUGAUAAUUUGGUCCAUCAAGGCUAACAAAGAGGUUGCAGCAUUUAUGUCCUGAUUGGGCAGUCCUUAGAACAAGUGCCUUCUUAUGCAGGAUGUUUUGCAGUGUCUAUUUUACUGUGCAGAAAUAACUUUCUCAUAUUCAGUGUAGGUGAGAGAGCUUUGAGGAGUACAAAAAAGCAGAAAAGAAACAUAAAGUAAGAGCCUCACUGGAAAAUCUCACUGGAGAUCUUAUUUUGCCCAGUGUUGGACAUUUCAGACUUUCUUGUUUUACCAAAAAUCCUUCCUAACUUUUACCACCCUAUAUUAGCAAAUAUAACUUGGCUAAGCAAUACUGCUGGGGCCAAAACUAACAGAACACUUUCUGAAACUUGAAAGCACCCGUUAUGAGAAGGAUCUAGGAGUCAUAGUGGAUUUGUCACCAUCUGCACUAACAGGACUGUGUGCAGAAGUAAUCAAAAAGGCCAGUAAGAUUUUAGGUUAUGUAUCACGAUGCAUGGAGUACAAUUCAAGUGAGGUUAUGCUUAAGUUAUAUAAUGUACCGGAGGGGCCUCACAUGGAGUACGGUGUACGAUAUUGGUCUCUAUAUUACAAAAAGAUAUAGCAACUCUAGAGAAAGUCCAAAGGAGGGUGACAAGGCUGAUUCCAGGACUGAGAGGUAUGAACCGUGAAGAACAGUUCAAGGUGUUGAACCUUUUCACUUAACGUAAAUAGAGAUUAAGGGGUGACAUGACUGGUGUUCAAAGUUAUGAAGGAAAUUAGUAUAGUGGAACCCAGCUGUUACUUUAAAAUGCAUUUUUCAAGAAGAACACAUAGACACAAAUAAAAACGUAUUAAUUUUGUACAAAAAUCAGCAUCAGUAAGCUUUUUGUCACACUGGUGGAAAGCAGGACUGUUGAUGUGGAGAACCUAAGGGAAUUUGACGGACAAGCUUGUUGGGAUGAGCGGCCUGUUCUUGUCACAACUAUUGUAAAGUCAGAAUAUUCUAUUAUUGUGAUUCUGUCCUGACACAUUGUGCUGCCAGUUUCAUCACAUCGUCAGGAAUGUUACCUGAAUUAAACACUUACAUAACUGUGGUAAUUACUGUUUGAACCUACCAUUAGCACCCAUAGCAUUGUGCCUUAUUGAAGGUGCAUCAAUCUACAGUAUGCUGAAUCAGUUAAAAUACUCUGUCCCUUAAGGCGACUCUCUACUUUUUUAGGCCAAAGUGCUUUUCGAUGUAAAACAGCUUGAUAAUAACAUUUCCUCUUGUAAAUUCCCCACUAACUUCACCACUGGCUACCAUUAAGUGUUAAACACUACAUGUAAAUAACCAAUGUUCAGAAAUUGGAAUUAUAGUACCUACUGUAUAAAUUUAAUCUUUAAGUAUUUAUGUUACCCUGCUCUUAUAAAAUUAAGAGAUUGACACCACCCUGGCACAGCUAUUUUUGAAAUGCUUGGACUUUCCCGUUGCAAUAUAAUCUCUGCAUUAAAGAAAUACUCGCUUGUGUAGUGAGAGCAGAAAGGCAGAGAGAGAGAGCAAGCCUGCUGUUGCAUGAUACCAUACCCUCACAGCUACAGUACAAUUCAGACACCCAUUUGGGCACAGGGAAUUCCCUCUAGCUCAACUGUGUACACUGUCAUCUGCUGACUUGGAGUCUCUGUGUGAGGGAGUGUAAUAGAGAAACAUGAAGUCUUGAGCAAUUUCUCACUGGUGACAGCAUGCAAUGUAAUCAAUAUGGCUUGUUCCAACUAAAAGCCAGGAAAAGAGCAAUUCAACACAACAAAAUAUCCAUCAGUAGAGAGGUGCCAAUGAAAAUCUUAAGACAAUAAAUAUGAAAAUAUGGUUCCCUAGUGUGUGCU
Molecule: messenger RNA, 4281 nt
Organism: Polypterus senegalus (gray bichir)
Lineage: Eukaryota; Metazoa; Chordata; Cladistia; Polypteriformes; Polypteridae
Gene: hyal4
Product: hyaluronidase-4
Exons: 4
Coding region: 114-1553 (479 amino acids)
Biological process (GO): hyaluronan catabolic process; carbohydrate metabolic process
Molecular function (GO): hyalurononglucosaminidase activity
Source: RefSeq, a predicted model, not a curated record